AUGGAGAUUGAGAUAAUAUCAAGAGAGUACAUCAAACCCUCUUCUCCCACACCUAAACACCUAAGAACCCAUUUCAUCUGUCUCCUUGAUCAAUUCGCCCCUCCAAUAUAUGUUACCGGUAUAGCCUUUUUCGCUGCAAAUUACCAAGGUGACUCCAUCUCCUCAUCCAAGAGAUCACAAGUAUUGAAACAAUCUUUAUCAAAGAUACUUGCUCUUUAUUAUCCCCUCGCCGGACGGAUCAUCGACGAUACUUCCAUUGAUUGUAACGACGAGGGGGCUCCUUAUAUGGUGGCUAGAUGUAAUUGCAAUUUAUGUGAUUAUCUCAAACAACCUGAUCUCUCAACACUCUCUAAGUUUCUCCCACUGGAGAUCAUUAAUAGUAAAAUGACUCCAGGUGGUCAUACAGCUAUGUUCCAAGAAAAUCUUUUUGCUUGUGGUGGUUUGGCCAUAGGCUUCGCUUUUCCACACAAUUUAUUUGAUGGAACUAGUAUAUUUUUAUUCCUGAAAAAUUGGGGUACACUGGCACGAAAAGGAGCAGUGACUCAAUUUCCUGAUUUCAGCACCUCAUAUUUCUUUCCUCAAAACAGUGCAUUCCCGCAAGAUUUAACUGCCAAGGCUGUAUCGCGUCCAUUAUUUGGAAGACAGGGAAAUUUUGUUGUAAGAAGGUUUGUGUUUAAAGGAUCAGUCAUUAGCAAUCUUAAGGACAAAGCAACGAGAUUAGGCGUGCAAAAACCAACGCGUGUAGAAGUUGUUGUUGGACUCCUCUUUAAAUGCAUAAUGUCUGCAUCGAUAGCGAAAUCGGGUUCUAAGAACAACAAGAAGUACUCAGCUCUGAUAUCAACUCACGUGAACUUGCGACGAAAGGCAGUACCCCAAUUACGAGAAACAAGUGUGGGAAAUUUGCUUCUACUAGCAGGGAUAGAAGCAUAUAGUGAAGAUACUGAUUUGCGUAGUUUCGUGUCCCAAAUGAGAGAAACAUUAUCCCCAAUCAACGGGGAUUUUGUGAAGAGCCUUCAAGGAGAUCAAGGAUUGCAGUGGCUCUGCGAAUAUUUGAAAAAGCUUCGUGAAUCAUAUUCUAAAGCUUUCGAAGAAUGCAUUGUUUUUAAUAGUUGGUGCAACGGAGGGACUAAUAUAAUUGAUUUUGGUUGGGGGAAGAAUAUAUGGUUUCCAGCUGUUAUUUUUGCCAAACCCGGCGGGGCAAAUUUGAUUCAGCUUGUGGACACAAGAAUGAGUAAUGGAAUAGAAGCAUGGGUAUCAUUGGAUGAAGAAAUCAUGUCCAUGGUAGAGAAUGAUCAGGAGCUCCUUUCAAUGGCCUCAGUAGAUCCAAGCCCUCUUGAAAUUGAUUCACUCAAGUCAAAGCUUUGA
Tripterygium wilfordii is the source of this 1365-nucleotide messenger RNA. Its product is annotated as stemmadenine O-acetyltransferase-like. NCBI's taxonomy places the organism in Eukaryota, Viridiplantae, Streptophyta, Magnoliopsida, Celastrales, Celastraceae. The transcript has a single exon. The coding region runs from base 1 to 1365 and encodes 454 amino acids. The record is from RefSeq and is a predicted model, not a curated record.